GCAGUCAGACAGGAACCGGCGGGCAGACGCAGAAUCACCGGCAGACGCAGAAUCACCGGCAGACGCAGAAUCACCGGCAGACGCUGAAUCACCGGCAGACGGACACUUGGCUCUGAAUUCAUCGGUCAUCAUCAUUCAGAGGCUCCCAGCAGGCAGGAUGAACGCGGAGGAGAUGAAGGAUGCUCAGAGCAUCAGCGGCCUGGAUGCAGCUCCGGCCGCUGCGGAUGCUGAUGCUACGGAGGCUGAUGUAAGCGAGGCCGACCUGGACCAGGAGGAGCAGGAGAAGCAGCCGAUGACAGCCGGCGGAGAGGGGCCCGUGGAGGCUCCACCUGAAGGCGGGGAGGAGGUGGAGGCGGAGAAAAAUGGCUCCGUGAAGCUGAAGAUCCUGGAUGAGGCGGAGGAGACGUUCACCGGGCUGAACAAGGAGGAGCUGCUGAGGGUAGCGGGGACUCCUGGGUUUUCCAUCCUGGAAGGUCUGGAGCAGAAGAUGGACAGUUUGUCCCAGCUGAAGGUGAAAGGUUUGGUGGUUGGACCGAUUCAUGUCGCUCCUCCAGACGAAGCCAUGAGCCUGAGGUUUGAGGAGAUUUCAGAUGAUGCUGGAUACCUGGACCAGUUCAGAGGUGUCCUACAGGCCGCCCACAGCAAAGACAUUUCUGUGGUUUUGGAUCUGACUCCAAACUACCGGGGAUCAUCUGGACCCUGGUUCUCCAGUAACAGCAUGACUAAUGUAGCAGAGAGGCUGAAGUCGGCCCUGGUGUUCUGGCUGAAUGAAGGCGUGGAUGGAGUCCAGCUCUCCGGAGUGGAGCAGCUGGCUAACGCGGCUCCGUCUCUCUGGGCCGACAUCCGGGCCAUCAUCCAGAACGGCACAGAUAUGGAUCCCAAACGUGGGUCAAAAAGACUCCUGCUCGGCGUCACAGAAAGCUCCUCGGCUGAAUACGUGUCCGCCCUUCUUUCCUCCACUGGAGUGGACCUUCUGAUAUCCAACGUGCUGACAUCAGGUGACCCUGAGCCUUCCCGUUACGCUGACACCAUCCAGACCCUGUACUCUAACGUCAGUCAGGAGAGGCUGACCUGGAACCUGGGGGGUCGGGUUGAGGGUCACCUGGCCUCCUUAGUGACCCAGGCUCAUGUCAGGCUCUACCAGCUGCUGCUGAUGACCCUGCCAGGGACGCCCGUCUUCAACUAUGGAGAUGAGAUCGGCCUGAUGGACGGGGACUCCAAGUUUCCCAAGAUGCUUUGGGACUUUGAAGAGGAGCUGAACGGGACUCUGCAGGAGGAUCAGAAAGAGAGGCUGUCGCUUCGCAACUUUUUCUGCUCUGUGAGCGAGCUUCGGGCUAAAACGCGCUCCCUCCUUUAUGGGGACUUUUCCCUCCUCUCUAAUUCUUCCUCCUCUUUGGUUUACCUGCGAGUCUGGGAUCAGAACGAUCGUUACCUGGCCGUCUUUAACUGGGGGACGGAGGAGGAGGCAGCGUUGAGGAUGAACCAUGCAGCCCUGCCUCCCCACGCUACUGUUGCCCUCAGCACCAACGGUAGCGCCCUUCCUGAAGGCAGCUCUGUGGACCUGAUGAGUCUGCGGCUCGGUCCAGGACAGGCCGCACUCCUCAAGCUCCCUUACUCUGGAUAGAAGAAAUGUUCACAAAGUUUACACGCUCUUAAUGUUCAUUCAUUUUAGCGUAAAGUGUUUCUGAGCCCUAAUGAGAAAAGUUUUCCACCUGAACUUUAAAAGUUCAGGUGGAAAACCAUCAGGUUUGAAAAAAAUGUAUUAGGCUCGAGUUAUUGUGCUGCAAACAUUGUGACUUCUGUUGUCUGCUUGAUCAUCAGUUCUCCAGGGAAGAAGAUACUUUGGGUUUGAUAAUUCAGCUUGUUUAAAAUGAUCUGUGAAAUCAAUGUUCUCUGUAAACAGGAGCUACGGCUUCAUGUUGUCAAUGUGCAGAAGGUUGAGGAGGUUUAAUAUAGAAAAGGGCCCUUCGGUAGAAAGAGUCAUGAAAAAACAAAGAGAUAAUUUACACAUUUACCUGUUUUGUUAAAUUCCAGACCAAACACAGGACAGAUCAAUUGGAAGCAGCAAUAUAAAGAUAAACUAAGAUGACAAGAAGAGGUCAGACUGAUGGAAGAUGAGGAUGAAGGAAAAGUAGAAGAAGAAGCAUCCAAUGAGGAUGAACUGAUGGAGGGGGGUGCAGAGAGGAAGGGAUGAGGAAGAGAUUAAAGGAAAAGAAGAGAAAGAGAGGAACUGCUAAAGCAAAGCUGAGCAGAAAGGUGGACGUCCCUUCAGCUCUGAGAUGCUGCUGAUCCAACAGUUAUAAACCUUAUUUUUGUGCUUUUUGGUCGUAUUGUCACAGCUGCUUUGUUUUAUGUAUGAAUCUUGUAUCUGAAACA
Cyprinodon variegatus (sheepshead minnow) is the source of this 2376-nucleotide messenger RNA. Its product is annotated as 4F2 cell-surface antigen heavy chain-like. The transcript has 7 exons. The record is from RefSeq and is a predicted model, not a curated record. The coding region runs from base 158 to 1624 and encodes 488 amino acids. NCBI's taxonomy places the organism in Eukaryota, Metazoa, Chordata, Actinopteri, Cyprinodontiformes, Cyprinodontidae. Gene Ontology annotation, biological process: amino acid transport; carbohydrate metabolic process.